AUGCCCACAGCCCUGUGCCCCCGAGUCUUGGCUCCGAAGGAAAGUGAGGAGCCCAGGAAAAUGAGGAGCCCACCUGGAGAGAAACCUAGCCCCCAAGGAGAACUCCCCAGCCCAGAGUCCUCCCAUUGUCUCUUCCUCCGCUUCCGCUACCAGGAGGCAGCAGGUCCACGGGAGGCCCUGCUCCGCCUUUGGGAUCUGUGCCGGGGCUGGCUGCGGCCUGAGAGGCACACCAAGGAGCAGAUCCUGGAACUUCUGGUGCUGGAGCAGUUCCUGGCCAUCCUGCCCCGGGAGAUCCAGAGCUGGGUGCGGGCUCAGGAACCUGAGAAUGGCGAGCAAGCUGUGGCUGCAGUGGAGACACUGGAGCGGGAGCCAGGGAGACCCUGGCAAUGGCUCAAGCACAGUGAAGAUCCUGUGGUGAUUGAUGAUGGAGAUGGCCAUCCGGACCAGGAACAGGAACGAUUGCCCACAGAACCCCAGGGUGACCUUGCAAAGAGCCAGGAUGCCCAGCCCAUAGCCCUGGUGGAAAGCACCGGGCUCCCAAGCCGAUCACCAGGGCAGCUCAGCGGGGAUCCAGUUUCACAAGACCCUUCCCUUGUUCUGGAAGAAAGCUUGAGGAACACACAGCAGGUGACCGCCUUCCAGCUGCCUCAAAACCGGGUUUCUCCAUUCAAGGACAUGAUCUUCUGCUUCUCUGAAGAGGACUGGUCUCUUCUAGAUCCAGCCCAGACUGGCUUCUAUGGAGAAUUCAUCAUAGGGGAGGAUUGUGGGGUCUCGCUGCCUCAGAACGACGCAGCUGCCCAGCCAGAUCUCUUCCAGGGAGAGGAGAAUGUGCCACGGGUUCCAGAACUGCAAGAUCUCCAAGGGAAAGACAUGACCCAAGUCUCCUAUCUGGACUUUCAGAAUGUCCAGCCAUUCCAGGUAGAAGAAAAACGGAAAAAUGAGCUGCAGGUACCAGAAUUCCAGACCUGCCAGCAGGCGGCACUUUCUCCAAGCACACAUCCAGCAGGUGGCAGUAUGCUGCCCCCAGAGAAUGGCCUUGCUGAGGAGGUAUCCAUCGAGAUCGUCCUGUCUAGCUCAGGGGAGGAGGACUCUCAGCACAGCCCAUACUGCCCUGAUCAGCCACAGGGUUCCACAGAGAAGCAGCCUGUCCUUCCCACCAGCCACAGGAGCAACCCUGUGGGCUUCACAGAUGUGGGAAGUGAGGUCCAGUCCUCCUCCAAGAAGUCCUACGUCUGCCCCAACUGUGGGAAAAUCUUCCGCUGGAGAGUGAACUUCAUCAGGCACCUGAGGAGCCGUAAGGAGCAGGAGCAACCCCAUGCAUGUUCAAUCUGCGGAAAGGUGUUCAGCGACAGUGAGGACCUGGAUGGACACCUGGAGACGCACGAGACCCAGAAGCCUUACACGUGCAGUGCCUGUGGGAAGAGCUUCCGCCUCAACUCCCAUUUACUCUCCCACAUGCGGAUACACUUGCAGUCAGACAAACUGGAGCCCACAGAGAAGAAGGAGCCAGGGCCAUCAGAACACAAGGACAACAGCCCUAACUCCCUGCUGGAGAAGAACAAGGGCAAGUUGAGCUUCAAGUGCUGUGACUGCGGGAAGGUUUUUCAGCGGCACGACCAACUCGUCCGGCACAGGAGCAACAUCCACACAAAGGACAAGGCCAGCACCUUUCAGUGUCGGUACUGCGUCAAAAGUUUCCUGCAGAAUUAUGACCUCAUCCGCCAUGAGCGAUUACACAUGAAAAAACGCUCUAAGCAGGCUUUGAACUCUUAUUGA
Chrysochloris asiatica (Cape golden mole) is the source of this 1776-nucleotide messenger RNA. RefSeq names its product zinc finger protein 496 (gene ZNF496). The record is from RefSeq and is a predicted model, not a curated record. Gene Ontology annotation, biological process: regulation of transcription by RNA polymerase II. Gene Ontology annotation, molecular function: RNA polymerase II cis-regulatory region sequence-specific DNA binding; DNA-binding transcription factor activity, RNA polymerase II-specific. The transcript is spliced from 7 exons. The coding region runs from base 1 to 1776 and encodes 591 amino acids. Lineage: Eukaryota; Metazoa; Chordata; Mammalia; Afrosoricida; Chrysochloridae.